Austrofundulus limnaeus is the source of this 2323-nucleotide messenger RNA. RefSeq names its product adenosine deaminase RNA specific B2 (inactive) (gene adarb2). Gene Ontology annotation, molecular function: adenosine deaminase activity; double-stranded RNA binding; double-stranded RNA adenosine deaminase activity. Lineage: Eukaryota; Metazoa; Chordata; Actinopteri; Cyprinodontiformes; Rivulidae. Gene Ontology annotation, cellular component: cytoplasm; nucleolus. The record is from RefSeq and is a predicted model, not a curated record. Gene Ontology annotation, biological process: adenosine to inosine editing; RNA processing.
UGAUCCAGAAACGUGUGAGUUUGAAGUGGUUCCCUGUUGGAUUUAAUAUGUGGCACUGGAUGAUCGUAUGUUGGAUUAAAAGGAGAGCACUUUCUAAUGAAAAAAAGAACAUUCUCAUUGGAUUUUGUUUCAGUGAAAAGAGAAAAGCAACAGAAGAGGGGUGCGGGUGGGGUCUGCCCCGUGAAGCUGAUGAAGUGUGAAGUUUGUUAAUAAUGUAUAAGGUUUUCAAAAUUGAAUUCUGAAAACAUUAGCUGCUGGGAAAAAAAGAGAACGAAUGACACCGAACAGAGUGUAUAUUUGACAGGUGACAUGAUUCUUUUUCAUGUAAUUGAUUUGCUUUGCCAUUUGUUUCUCUAUUUAUUUCACCCGUUUUUUGGAGCAUGGGAGGCAAGCUACUGUGAUAGAUGAACCCCGUGAAGUUCAUUCCACACCCCCACCCCCACACCCCAUCCGUGCUGCUGGGUAGCCUCAGGUCCAAUGAACAGCGGCACUUUGCCUGUGCAGAGAAAGUCAGUAUGCUGUCGGCAUUGAUCGCUCCCUUCAAGUACAUGAGCCCUGGGACCAGCACUGAGGACGAGGACAGUUUAAGCACCAGCAGUGCAGAGGUUAAGGAAAACCGUAACAUUGGGAAUUUAGAAGAUUCUGGGGAGUCACAUUUCUGCUCUGAGUCAACCAGAAGUGGAAGUUCUGGUCUGAAGAGAAAACGGCCACUGGAGGAAGACAAAAAUGGACACCUAUGUCAACUCCGUUUGAUUUAUAAGAAACUGUCCUGGUCUGAGGCGCCAAAGAAUGCGCUCAUGCAGCUGAACGAGCUUCGUCCGGGCCUGCAGUACCGCAUGGUGUCCCAGACGGGCCCAGUCCAUGCCCCUGUUUUCUCCAUCGCUGUGGAGGUUAACGGACUGACCUUUGAAGGMACAGGCCCGACAAAGAAAAAAGCUAAGAUGAGGGCUGCAGAGCUGGCUCUCAAGUCCUUUGUUCAGUUCCCCAACACUCCUCAGGCCCACCUGGCAAUGGGAAACAUCUCCAACCCCUCAGCCGACUUCACAUCCGACCAGGCUGACUUCCCCAACACGCUUUUCAAAGAAUUUGAGCCUUCGCCGUGCUCCGACGGCCUCUCGCUCUGCAGCUCAGCGAGCGAGCGCGAGCUGCUGUCGAGCGAGUUGCUCAGACGUGGACGGUUGCUUCGACACACACUGGACCUCAUGGUGCAGGCUCAGCAGAGGCUUGGCGGGAUCGUUCCCGAGCCCGAGGCCCCGAAAAGUCCAGUGGCGCUGCUCAACGAGCUCCGGCCCGGCCUGCGCUACGCCUGUCUCUCGGAGCGAGCAGAAGGAAGGCGGCUGCGCAGCUUCGUGAUGGCGGUGCGCGUGGACGGUCGUAUAUUCGAGGGCUGCGGUCGCAGCAAGAAGCUUGCCAAGACCCACGCAGCCCAGUGUGUGCUUCAGACCCUCUUCAACAUCAGGACAGCCCCUGAGGGGAGGACUGGCCUCAAAACCAGCAGGAAGAGUUGCCCUCAUUUACCCCAGGAYUUUGCCAAUUCAAUAUUCCAGUUGGUGAGGGAGAAGUACCGGUCGCUGGUGGGGGGCUGCAGUCCGGCUCACGCUAGACACAAAUCCCUGGCAGGCAUCGUAAUGACCAGAGUAAAAGGAUAGAGGACUUGGAGGAGUCGAUAUUCGUCCGCCACAAAGAGUGCGGCUACAGGUUGAGAGACAAUGUCCAUUUCCACAUGUACAUCAGCACGUCGCCGUGCGGAGACGGGAGGCUCAACUCRCCUUAUGAAAUUACCAGAGAGCUACACAGCAGCAGACACCUCAUGAGGAAGCACCGGAGCCACCUUCGGACCAAAAUCGAGUCGGGUGAAGGGACGGUGCCGCUGCGGUGCCGGGGGCCCGCCCAGACGUGGGAUGGUGUUCUGCAGGGGGAACAGCUCAUCACCAUGUCCUGCACUGACAAGAUCACUAGAUGGAACAUUCUGGGCCUGCAGGGGGCGCUGCUGAGCCACUUUGUGGAGCCGGUCUACCUGCACAGCYUGACUGUCGGCAGCCUCCGUCACACAGGCCAUCUGGGCCGAGUUCUGAACCAGCGUCAGGAACGUCCGGGCCCGCUGCCUGCUACAUACAGACGCAACCAGCCCCUGCUGAGCGGCCUGAGCAACGCAGAGUACCAGCAGCAAGGGAAGGCUGCAUGCGUUAGCGUCAACUGGACACUGGGCGACUCCCAGUUGGAGGUGGUCAACACGGCGACGGGGCGGCGACGGGAUUCUGGGACACCUUCGCGUCUCUGCAAACACGUCCUGUUCACCCGCUGGAACAGACUCUACCGCAAG